GAGCGCAAAAGUUAAUGGGAUGUACGACGCACAUGUAAUGUGUCUAUGGAAUGAAUCAAUUCAUAUGUCGGGAAGGGGAAUUGAAAGCCGGGAAAUAAGAAGAACUACAGUAAACUUCUUUAGAAUAUUCAAAGUUUUACAUCAAUGGAUAGAUGGGUAGUAGAAGACAAGUCAUUUGUAAGAAUCUUCCAAAUUCCUAAAGGAAGAUUGUAAUAUCUCUCUCUUUUCAAUAAAUCCAACAUCGUAUUGAUUACUAUAAGUUUCACUUCUUCGAUUUUUCCUAGCUAGUACUACUACUCCUCUUGAUGCUAUGGCUACUGAGGUAGGAGUACUGUCCGGUGGAUGGCCACUGGGGCUAGAGAAUAUGAACAUAAGACUAGAAAUCGUGGACAACUUCCAAAUCAGUAGAGAGCCAUACACCUCCCAACCACGCUCAACCAGCUUUUCUUCGUUCACAUCUUCUGAGCUCGACACUGAGUCAACAAGGUCCUCCUUCCAAGAUCCCAGCGUAUCAUUAGGCCGGCUAUUAGGAAUGAAACCCAGGCAAGGAGAAGACUUUCACUUCAAAGAUUCGACUCGCCUAGAAGAAACCCAUGGGAUGUUAUCCACCGCAACCAAGAGACAUGAAAUGGAUAUGUCACAAGGGAUCUGCAUUCCGCUCUUCGUAAAUUUUCGCUUUAAGAUCAGCCCUAGUAAGAGCUGUGGAAGAGGUCAAUGAAGGUUUUGGAGCAAGACAGACUACAUCGUCUCUCUUGAUAACCUUCAAAAGUAGAACUUAUCUAGAACAAGAUUCAGAUAGUUCAAGUAUCUUUCAACUUCCAAAAGUAGCACAAGAUGUUGUAGUAAUCAACAUUACUCAAACCACUAGUUCUCAAGUUUACUUUUGCAUUCAAAACUUGUAAUAGAGACAACAAACAUUAGCGGACACUUGUAACAGAAUUCCAUGGAACAUUGAUAUUGUUCAGGUUCUUGCAAGAUAGGCCUCUUACAUCUAA
Molecule: messenger RNA, 995 nt
Organism: Papaver somniferum (opium poppy)
Lineage: Eukaryota; Viridiplantae; Streptophyta; Magnoliopsida; Ranunculales; Papaveraceae
Exons: 3
Coding region: 311-718 (135 amino acids)
Source: RefSeq, a predicted model, not a curated record